AUGGUUUUCAAAGUUGUCAUCAUUUGCGCUUUUGCCUUUUUGGUACAGAGUAUUGCUGGACAGAAGUGCGGUUGCCAAUCGAUCAGCAUCCCCAGCAGCGGCGGCGCCCUGAACAUACAGGCUAUCGGCCCCGUCGUGCCGUCCGGCAUCGCCGUCGCUACGGACCUGGGCCUGUCCGGCGACCUGGACCUGUCCGGCGCGCUGCCGUACCUGAGCGCGGUGGCGUUCGAGGGCAAGUUCGACACCAGCGGCUCGGCUCCGGUGUGCUACGGCUGCGGGGACUGCAUCGCCAUCACGCAGGAGAUCGGCGGCUCCAGCGGAUGCGGAUGCGGCAAACGCUAUUAA
Molecule: messenger RNA, 345 nt
Organism: Cydia amplana
Lineage: Eukaryota; Metazoa; Arthropoda; Insecta; Lepidoptera; Tortricidae
Product: chorion class CB protein M5H4-like
Exons: 2
Coding region: 1-345 (114 amino acids)
Biological process (GO): multicellular organism development; chorion-containing eggshell formation
Cellular component (GO): egg chorion
Molecular function (GO): structural constituent of egg chorion
Source: RefSeq, a predicted model, not a curated record